ACACCAAAGUCUUCACCCUCCUCAUCAUCACAUUCAGUCUCUACAAUCAGGUAAAUCGAAGCAGCGAGGAUGUCUUGGGACGAUGGAAAGCACGCGAAGGUCACGAAAGUGCAGCUUACGUACGAUGACGUCAUCUACUCGGUCCAGGUCACGUACGAGGGAACCAACCUUCAAUCUCAGCGUCGCGGCUCCGUUGGGCCCAAAUACGCCGAGUUCACUUUGGGAUCAGACGAGUACAUAACGGCUCUCUCUGCUUACGGCAAAACGUUGAGCACGCAAGACGUUAUAACGGCGUUGACUUUCACAACCAACAAAAAGACUUACGGACCCUACGGUAACAAAUCCGGUUUCCAGAUCUCUGCUCCUGAGGCCACCGGUAAACAGAUCGCCGGUUUCCUUGGUACCAGCGGCAAUGUCCUCAACUCCAUCGACGUUCACUACGCUCCCGUUCCCACCGGAUCUGGAACCGGUGGAAGUGGAACUGGCGGAACCGGAACCGGUACGGAAGGAACCGGAACCGGUGGAAGUGGAACCGGCGGAACAGGAACCGGUGGAAGUGGAACCGGCGGAACUGGCACGGAGGGAACUGGAGGAACCGGAACCGGGGGAACAGGAACCGGCGGAACAGGCACGGAGGGAACUGGCGGAACCGGGGGAACCGGAACCGGCGGAAGUGGAACCGGAACCGGUUCAGGGGCAGAGAAAUUGGAGGCACAAGGCGGCACAGGAGGAAGCGAAUGGGACGACGGGUCCGAUCACGACGGAGUGACGAAGAUAAACGUAAGAACAGGAGGGGCAGGCAUUCAAUACGUCAAGUUCGACUACGUGAAAGGCGCAACACCAAAACUAGGAGCCCUCCAUGGUGUGCAGGGUUCUAGAGGUUCAACGCGAGAGAUUUUGAUUAACCAUCCCGAAGAGUAUCUAGUUUCCGUCGAUGGUUGGUAUGAUUCAUCCAAUGUCAUCUUAGGAAUCCAAUUCAAAACCAACCAAAAGACUUCUGACUACCUCGGCUACGAGUUCGAUGGUACUGGUACUAAAUUUACUCUCCAAGUUCAAGACAAGAAGAUCAUCGGGUUUCACGGUUUCGCCAGCGACCAUCUCAAUUCCAUUGGAGCUUAUUUCGUUCCAUUAGCCUCCUCCUCCACCACUCCCGCCAAGAAGCUUGAAGCUAAAGGUGGUGAGACAGGAGAUGUGUGGGACGAUAGUGCUCACGACAAUGUUAAAAAGGUAUAUGUAGGACAAGGCCAAGAUGGUAUAGCAGCCGUCAAGUUUGAUUACACAAAUGGUUCUCAGGUGGUUAUUGGAGUUGAACAUGGAAGAUCUACAAUGCUUGGUUUCGAAGAGUUUGAGCUUGAAUCAGAUGAGUACAUUACAUCCGUGGAAGGCACUUAUGACAAAAUCUUUGGGACUGACAGUGCAAUAGUGACUAUGCUUACGUUCAAGACAAGCAAGAACAAAACAGCUGGACCCUUUGGGCUUGAAGGUAGCACACCGUUUGUAUUCAAGGAGGAAGGUUACAAGAUUUCCGGGUUCCAUGGACGAGCUGGUGAGGUUGUUCAUGCUAUCGGAGUUUACUUAGCUCCAUUAGGCACCAUCCCUUUGACACCAGCAGAACCAACCAAGAAGCUAGAAGCAGCUGGUGGUGAUGGGGGAACUUCAUGGGAUGAUGGUGUUUACGACGGCGUAAGAAAAGUGUCUGUAGGACAAGCCCAAGAUGGUGUUGGAGUGGUCAAGUUUGUGUAUGACAAAGGAGCUCAGGUUGUUGUAGGAAAUGAACAUGGAAAAACUACAAUGCUUGGAUUUGAAGAGUUUGAGCUUGACUAUCCAAGUGAAUACAUCACGGCAGUGGACGGCACCUACGAUAAAAUCUUUGGGAGUGACUCAGCGGUCAUUACCAUGCUUAGGUUCAAGACCAAUAAGCAAACAUAUGGUCCCUUUGGUAUGGAAGCUGGCACACCCUUCGUACUCAAAGUGGAAGGCCACAAGAUCGUUGGUUUCCAUGGAAGCGCCAGUGAUCUUCUUCAUAAAUUUGGAGUUCAUGUCCUUCCCAUCACCAGCUGAUGAUUAUGGAGAUCUUGAAUUUGUCGCACUUUGUGGUCUCUCUCUUGAUAGCCUUUGAACUUUGAAUAAGGUGAUUCUUCCUUUUCUGGUUUCUGUUUGUUUUCUUCUUCAGUCUUUCUCUUUGUGUUGUAGUUCUGUCUUUGGUUGAUUUGUGAUCUAUUUUUAAUAAAGGGAUUUUGUUCCUAA
Eutrema salsugineum is the source of this 2247-nucleotide messenger RNA. RefSeq names its product jacalin-related lectin 34. The coding region runs from base 70 to 2061 and encodes 663 amino acids. Gene Ontology annotation, molecular function: carbohydrate binding. Lineage: Eukaryota; Viridiplantae; Streptophyta; Magnoliopsida; Brassicales; Brassicaceae. The transcript has 6 exons. The record is from RefSeq and is a predicted model, not a curated record.